Lathyrus oleraceus (garden pea) is the source of this 354-nucleotide messenger RNA. RefSeq names its product secreted RxLR effector protein 161-like. The record is from RefSeq and is a predicted model, not a curated record. The transcript is spliced from 2 exons. Lineage: Eukaryota; Viridiplantae; Streptophyta; Magnoliopsida; Fabales; Fabaceae. Bases 1 to 354 code for a protein of 117 amino acids.
AUGAUUGGUAGUCUUUUAUACCUUACAUCAAGUAGACCAGAUAGAACUUUUGUUAUUGGAGUAUGUGCUAGAUAUGAAGCAGAACCUAAAGUGAGUCACAUCAAUCAAGUAAAAAGGAUUCUGAAGUAUGUGAAUGCCACAUGUGAUUAUGGAAUGUUGUAUUCUCAUGAUUCAAAUUCCAUGUUAGUGGGGUAUUGUGAUGCUGAUUGGGCUGGGAGUGCCGAUGACAGGAAGAGUACCUCUAGAGGAUAUUUCGCUUUGGGUAACAAUUUGAUUUCAUGGUUCAGUAAGAAACAGAAUUGUGUAUCCCUAUCUACUGUUGAUGCUGAGUACAUAGCAGCAGACAAGUUUUGA